AUGAGCGACGAUGAGUUUGGCUACGAUUUUGAGACCGACGACGAGGAGCUCUUGAUCCAACUUGCUUCCAAUGCCUCGAAACAGUCGACAGACGCUGUGGCGCUCAUUGCUGCUGCAAGUUCUGCGGAGAAGACAGUAGCAGGCUUCAAGGCAUCGCAAGAAGUAAAGGCGUUUCACGAGCGUGUGUAUCCCCACGAUGCACUGGCGCUUACUCCUGGUGAUAAGGGAAAGGCGCCAGAAGCACCUGUAUGGGGUGCAGAUCAGAACCGGGCUCUCUCAUCUGCCACAUCAGCUCACGACCCUGUCGCAUAUCCCGAUUUAACUGGCGCUUUACAAGCGCUUGGGUCCGUCCAAUCGCCGCCACCUACGGAGCUCAGCGACGGUGGCGAGGCCGAUUAUGAAGAUGAUCGCUCACCUCUACAGAGAUUUCGAGCAUUCCCCAAGAGACCUCUAACAGUAACCGACCUGACUGCCGGAGCAUGGUGCGAGCUUCAGUACUGGUACACACUCACACAACUGCCUGGCGGGCGUAGAACCCGGACACCAGCCAUGAAGCAGGGAUCCAAAGUGCACAAGAAGCUUGAAGACGAGGUCCACACCACUGUCAAGAUUGAGAUUGUGCAGAAAGAAGACGGAUUUGCGCUGAGGUUGUGGAAUUUGGUUCAGGGGCUGAGAACGCUGCGCGAUACGGGCUUGACAAGAGAGCUGGAAGUUUGGGGCUUCGUCGACGGCAAUCUGGUUAACGGCGUCAUCGACGAUAUAAGCUACGACAACCCGAAUCCGGAUUUUGAGACGGAGCUGUCAAACCAAGGAUCGCAGCCCAGCGAGGGGCAAUCAAUGAUUUCUGACUAUUUUCCACCUCCCAAAUCUACUAACAAGGCCAAGGCCAGCGAUCGCAAGAUCUUUCUAGCGGAUAUCAAAACACGGGGUACUUUAACACCUAUAUCGCCAGCAAUAAUACGCCCCGCAAAGAUUCAAUUGCUAUUAUACCAUCGCUUCUUGUCUGUCAUGGCUGCUGAUCAGCUGGACUUUUUCAAAAUAUACAGGCGAUAUGGACUGGAUGCCGACGUGCGCUUCUCCGACACAUUCAUGUCUCAAAUUGGGGAACUUCACGACGAAAUCUUCUUCGAUUCACCAACGAGUUCAGCGGAGGAAUUCAGGGAGAUUGCUUCACGGGGAGGCGAAACUCAAGACGAUAGUCACACUGCUCUCGGAUCGGAUUCAGCUCCUGGCGCACCCGACCUUCUCAAGUACGGAACCCUCCGCGAGCUUCUACCCCUCGUCAAGCACGAAAUCGGCCUCACCUUCCCUCGCGGCGCAGAUUCCCUAGGCCACAUCCUCUGCGUGAAAUACGUCUAUCGCGAAGACGGCCGUGAGCUCAACACGCACGAUUUCCCUGUUUCUCCACAGACGCUGGAUACGUAUCUCGCCGGCGACAUGAGCUGGUGGCGCGGCGACAGAAAACCCAAGGGCGUGGCUAUCGAAGAGGCGUUCAAAUGCUCGACGUGUGAAUUUGCGGCGGGCUGUACUUGGAGGAUGGGUAUGGACCAGGAGCGGGUCAAGAGGACGCAGGAGAGGGUGAAUAAGGCGAAGAAGGUUGUUGAGACUCGGUUUUGA
Trichoderma gamsii is the source of this 1617-nucleotide messenger RNA. RefSeq lists its product as hypothetical. Gene Ontology annotation, molecular function: single-stranded DNA 5'-3' DNA exonuclease activity. The transcript has 2 exons. Gene Ontology annotation, biological process: interstrand cross-link repair. Lineage: Eukaryota; Fungi; Ascomycota; Sordariomycetes; Hypocreales; Hypocreaceae. The record is from RefSeq and is a predicted model, not a curated record. The coding region runs from base 1 to 1617 and encodes 538 amino acids. Gene Ontology annotation, cellular component: nucleus; mitochondrion.